This is a messenger RNA of Bipolaris victoriae FI3, 2430 nucleotides long. RefSeq lists its product as hypothetical. The record is from RefSeq and is a predicted model, not a curated record. NCBI's taxonomy places the organism in Eukaryota, Fungi, Ascomycota, Dothideomycetes, Pleosporales, Pleosporaceae. Gene Ontology annotation, molecular function: riboflavin reductase (NADPH) activity; FMN binding. The transcript is spliced from 2 exons. The coding region runs from base 1 to 2430 and encodes 809 amino acids.
AUGGCGCUUGCGCAGCGCUCGGCGUCCCGCUUCUUUGCGGCCUUCUAUAGAUGGGAGUUACAUACUCGAAACACACAACUAUGUGCCUUGAAUGGUACACACUACCGCAACCGCAUUGGCCUCCCGCAGCACUACCACACAACUCGGCUUCUCAGGCAGCAAGCCCAACCUGAAUCGCAAGUUCAGGAUGAGCCUACCAUCAAUUCUAGUGACGAUGUCCGAGGGAUGACAAAUGCAGCGGAGAUACCACUUCUUCAGCCAGCAGACAGUAUACGGGAGGAAAUAGCAAGCAGUCAACCAAGCGCCGAAGAGCACGAUAUCGUACCCGAACUCUCCGAUUCGGAGCUUGAGCAAGCGAAAUUGAAGAACUCUGUGCGUCAAUUAAUGCGCAACGUGCCUAGCUCUGUUGCGGUCAUUACCGUCGUACACAUCGACCCCGAGACUGGAAAGCAUGUACCCAUGGGCGUCGCUGUCUCUUCACUCAGCACCGUUACCCUGGACCCACCCACUAUUUCCUUCAACAUCAAAGAGCCAUCACAAACUCUUGAGGCAAUCCGAGCUGCAAAUGGCCUUUUCCGUGUCCACUUUCCGGCAGCUGAAAGAGGAGGCGCCAAUAUGGUGGAUCUCUUUUGCCACGGAAAUCAUGCUGAGGCUUACAAUAGGCGAGCUAAGAUGUUGAAGCUCUUUCAGCCCAAAGACAAAAAGCACCCUGCCACAACACGCUCUUGCGCACCACAGAUCUUGAGUGACUCUGUGAUGGCUGCAAUGGAAUGCGAAGUCACUCAUCAAUUCCCUGUUGGAGAUCACGUCAUUCUCGUUGCAAAAGUCGAUAGUAUGGAAUACAAAGCUUCAAAAGGAGCAGCCAUCCUUUACAUUGACAGAAGAUACCGGAAUCCCAAGGGUCAGCUUGUCUACUCUUCAGAGAGAGCACAGGCGUCUACCGCUGGUGAAGGUGUCUCAUCGUUCUGGAAAUAUCCUCUGUUUCCAGGCGACAAGGAGCGACGAGAAUAUAUGAACGAGAUCAAGAACCUGAUAAAAUCAGACCCUACCUAUUAUGAGAACCCAACCAAAGACACAUAUCGAACCAUCGAAAGCAAUUUACCAUACCCCGCGUCAAGUCUUGGCAUAAGUGUCGAGCUACUUGUUGCAGAGUGUAGGAAGGAAAAGAGACUCCCUAGUAAAAUCAAGUCCGGGCAGGAGAGCCAACAAGUACUCAGCGACUUUUACGGGCUGUUGACGCCAUCUAUGAGGCAGCAAAUUGUAGACCGAGCCACGACGUUGGUCGCAGCCGACUCGCGUUUCCUGUCACAAAAUUACCGGCUCUUCUUAUACAACUUGGGUGUCAGUCCUAACAGUAGAGAUUUCUUGCCUAGCGACAUUAUGGAAUCUCUGCGAGCUGCAAAUCUAGCACCACCGUUCGAUCUGAAAAGGCAACCUGGGGACAUGUCGAGAGAGGACAUACAGAAGAUCGAGCAGAUUGAGCACCGUCUACGGGAGCAUCUUCGAAAGAUGAGUUAUACAGCUGCACUGAAGGAGCCUUUUGAAAAUGCAAUGGUGGCCAUUGGUGAAAAGAAAUUGGAUGCUCUACAUUUCAAGAAGAGUCGCGCGCGUCUCCUUACCCAGACUCACCCUUCACUCUUCGAUGCCUCGGCAAUAGAUAUAUCUGGAGAAGUGACCCAAGAAGAACUCCGCGUAGUUCUCAGCCGGAUCAUCAAUCGCCUGCAGAUUUAUUCUGAAACCGAGUUCCGGAAGCUUAUUCACAUUGAUUGGUGUGAGUCUUUGCGCAGACUUGGCGUAAACCCUACUAUUACAGGUAUGGAUGUGGAGUUCCUGACCGGCAAAAUCAAAAAUCUAUUCUACUCUACAGAGCACUUCCGAGACUUUCCACGUGCUAUCGACGAGAUGUUACAGCCUUGGUUUGUUUGGAACGUUGACUGGGACGAUCUGGAAGAGCGUGUUAAACGGUUUGUUCAGAAAACUCCACUGCGCGCUACGACAUGGUCGAGGAAGGACAGACUUGCUGCUAUGGGCAUUCAUUGGAGAGCUACGGUUAAUCUACCAAAGCACGAUUCUGCCGACGAAGAGGUCAGACAAUCUCUCGACGAAGGUCACAUUAUUGAUACACUCGUCGCAAAGGAACUGAAGCGCCAUUACGGCAACGGCAGCGAGGAGGAGAACGCAGGCAUCGCCAAAUACUUGAAGGAGGUGUAUGAAUUCGAUGUCACACACAAGCCAAUCGAGUAUAUUCCCGCGGAAUCCACAGCUCAAUCGUCGGCGGACGAGAUGCAGCAAGCUAUGAUGGCGGACCUCACGCCUGUCCAGGAACAAGUAUGGCUAGAGCCACCGGGAAACAGCCGUACACAUACCAAAUCCAACUACAAGGGACAUAAAUCUUUGAAGAAAUCGGGCACGUUUUCGUUUGGCGGAUAG